Molecule: messenger RNA, 1191 nt
Organism: Chenopodium quinoa (quinoa)
Lineage: Eukaryota; Viridiplantae; Streptophyta; Magnoliopsida; Caryophyllales; Amaranthaceae
Product: protein MIZU-KUSSEI 1-like
Exons: 1
Coding region: 101-886 (261 amino acids)
Biological process (GO): hydrotropism
Source: RefSeq, a predicted model, not a curated record
UUAUACUCUACUUUCCAAACCAACUAGAUUGUUAUAUCUUCUUUCAUUUGUUUCCAAACUUUCCAACUUUCUAACAUUGAUUCUUGUUUUAAAUCUCACCAUGCCUGCACCCCUUCGACAAUCCCCGACAUCAUCACCACGACGGUCCCCUCCUCAUCCCCCGCCUCAACAUCCUCCCCCUUCACCACCUCAAUCUGGAUCCACAAACACACCAAACAACAUGUCAUUGUCACCUCAAGGACCAAUAUCCCUCCAAGCACCCUCUCAGAGGAAAAACCCUACUAAAUCAAAUAAACUCUUAAGAAGAGUACGCUCUGUCUUUAGGUCCUUCCCCAUCGUAUCUCCUACAUGUCGAAUUCCAAUGUCAGGUAGGAUUAAUGACGGGCAUGUCCAUGGUGGGACCCGGAUAACCGGGACACUUUUUGGGUUCCGAAAAGCAAGGGUAAACCUAGCAAUCCAAGAAAAUCCUAGGUGCCUCCCCAUGUUAUUGCUAGAGCUAGCCAUCCCAACUGGGAAGCUGUUGCAAGACAUGGGCUUAGGCCUAGUGAGGAUCGCACUAGAGUGUGAAAAGCACCCGUCCGACAAAACCAAGCUCAUUGAGGAGCCCAUUUGGACAAUGUAUUGUAAUGGUAAGAAAACUGGGUAUGGCAUAAAAAGAGAGCCAACUGAUGAUGACUUAAGUGUAAUGCAAAUGUUGCACGCUGUUUCGAUGGGUGCUGGUGUACUGCCUAGUGGUGAAGGUGUUGAAACCCCUGAUGGUGAGCUUACGUACAUGCGCUCGUUUUUCGAACGUGUGAUCGGAUCAAAGGAUUCUGAGACUUAUUACAUGAUGAACCCAGAUGGGAGUAAUGGUCCUGAACUUAGCAUUUUCUUUGUUAGGAUAUAAUAGGUCACAAAAUUAUGUGAUCAAAGAUUGUAUUGAACUAAUUAGGGAAUACAGGAGUUGCUCUAGAUUUUCACUUAUCCCUUUGUUACAUGUAUUUCAUGACCAAGUGUUACUAAUUUUAAUGUUGUGCAACAAUUUAAUAGUGUUUUACAUUUUUAUGAUCUACAUAAGUCAUGUAGAUAUGAAUAGUUGUAUUUGUAGAUAUAGUAAUCAACCUUGGGGGUUUUAAUUAGUUAUUUCAUAAUUCUAAUGGGUGUUAGUUUUAUAAUUGCAGGUUUUUUUUUUUUUUUUUUUUUUUUUUUUUU